This is a messenger RNA of Funneliformis geosporum, 1176 nucleotides long. The record is from the annotation of a GenBank genome assembly. NCBI's taxonomy places the organism in Eukaryota, Fungi, Glomeromycota, Glomeromycetes, Glomerales, Glomeraceae.
AUGUUUACUAAACAGAAAAAUGUUUCAUUAGAAAUCACACUGGAUGAUGAUUUUAAUGGUAUAAUGUAUGGUCUCCCAGAAGAAUCAUUGGGAUGUCAACUUAAGGGAAAAGUCAUUCUUGAAAACAAAAAUUCAAUUCCAGUAAAGCAUUUACUGUUUGUAUUCCUUGGCAAGACAUCCGUUGCAUGUGGACCUCCUAUGUCUACAGCAAGACCAGAAUUUAGUGAAACCCAAACGAUAUUUCGGAAACAAUGUUUAUUUCAUAAUUCGGAUACAUCAAAUAAGAGAAUCACUGCCGGUACACAUGAAUAUUAUUUUGAAUUCGAUCUUCCCGGGAAUUUACCAUCUUCGUUUCAGGGAUCACGUGGAAAAAUCGAAUAUUCUUGUUCUGCAAUCCUUGCGAGACCAUUAUUUCGUAAUGAUAUAUUAGCAAAGAAACCUAUAUAUAUUAAACGAUGUCUGAUGGAUGAAAUGAUGACACAUAAUUCAACAUUUACUGAAGGAGUUUUGGAUGGCCGAAUCAGUUAUCAAAUUAGUACCCCUAUCAUAACAUUUCGUGAAGGUGGUUUGGUACAGACCGAAUUAACGUUAAAACAUAUAAAUAUAAAUUCUGAUACGGUCAUUGAAGCUGUUGAAUACGGAUUAAAAGAACGAAUUCAUUAUCGUACAACUGGUGAACAAGAUAUGGCCGUUUUGGCAGAUGUUGACGAAGAUCGUUAUCCACUUGGCAAGAAGAAAAUUGCUAUCGACUCAUUCUUUAACUCCGGUUCGGAUCCUAUCAGAGUCAAUUUUCGCUUAUGUCCAUGGGUUAAUUCUGAUAUAGAUUCCCCAUUAAUUAACGUUCAUCAUAAAUUAACAUAUAAAAUCUGCGUUUCGGAGUCAAUUCCUGCUGAAACGGGAAACGUUUUAAGUGAGAACUCACCCGCAAUAACUUCUACUGCUCAGAGAAAUCGUCGAUAUUCUGUUCCAGUUUCUCCAAGAAAUGAAAGGGGUGAAGGAAGAAGAGCACAACGAAUCACUUCUUUAUUACCGAUAACUAAUAAUAGAAGUUCAAGAACAUUUUCUAUAAAAACAAUUCUUAAUAAUUCCGCUCAAACUAAAGUUGAUGAGAAUGGGGAAAAGGAUAAGGACGAAUCGUGUGAUGAAUCGUGUGAUGAAUCAUUUGAUGAAUUAUAG